UUGAGCUGCCUGGCGCCAUCCUGAAAGAAUGCCUUCACUGUAAAAAAGAGAAGAGCGAGAGAGAGAGAGAGAGAGAGAGAGAGAGAGAGAGAGAGAGAGAGAGAGAGAGAGAGAGAGAGAGAGAGGGGGGGUUAAUGGAGAAAGCCAGCAGCAGAUCUGAUCAGUUGAACUUGCUGGUGCCGCUCAGUGCGCAGCGCAGACUCAGCUCUGCGCUACUUGUUGAACCGGCCUGAAAACUCCAAUCUUUUAUUUUUUAUUUCUGGUCACGUUUCUCUGAGAGGAAAGAGUUCAGGAACUUUGCGCCGAACUGGAUUCCAUGUCGGCCGUGUUCGUGCGGCAGCGGCGUUGUUGCGGGUGAUCGGAACCGGCCGCGGAACCUGUUGGAUUUUAACGCAAACGGAUUUGGGACUCUUUAUUUCUUUGCUCCGAUUUUUUUUCCACAUGAACUUUUACUGAAGAGCAGAAAUAAUUAAAUCAGGUUCGAAGACAAAGAGCGAGCGAUGGAAGUAAGUGCGGACCAGCCUCGGUGGAUGAGCCAUCAUCCCGCGGUGCUGAACGAACAGCAUCCCGGCUCCCAUCACCCGGGCCUCGGCCACUCGUACAUGGACGCUUCGCAGUAUCCGCUGGCGGAAGAUGUGGAUGUACUGUUUAAUAUCGAUGGACAGGGGAACCACGUCUCUUCGUACUAUGGGAACUCGGUCCGAGCCGUCCAGAGGUACCCUCCUCCUCCACCCGGUAGCCAGGUGUGCCGCCCGUCGUUACUGCACAGCUCGCUGCCCUGGCUGGAGGGCAGCAAAGGGAUCCCCCCCCACCACAGCAGCUCCCCCUGGAACCAGCCCUUCCCCAAGAACCCGCUGCACCACGGCUCCCCGGCCAGCCUGUCCGUCUACCCCCCGGCCUCCUCCACCUCCCUGUCCACCGGACACUCCAGCCCGCACCUCUUCACCUUCCCCCCAACCCCCCCCAAAGACGUGUCCCCGGACCCGGGCAUUUCCACCCCGGGCUCCAGCAGCUCCGGGCGCCAGGAGGACAAAGAGUGCAUAAAGUACCAGGUGACCCUGGCCGAGAGCAUGAAACUGGAAUCAGCUCACAGCCGGAGCGUGGCGUCAAUCGGAGCAGGGUCAACCUCUGCCCACCACCCCAUCGCCACAUACCCACCCUAUGAAUACGGCCCCGGCCUCUUCCCACCAAGUAGCCUGAUAGGUGGGUCAUCUUCUAGUUAUGGUUCCAAAACGAGACCAAAAACAAGGUCCUGUUCAGAAGGCAGAGAGUGCGUGAACUGCGGGGCCACGUCCACCCCGCUGUGGCGGCGGGACGGUACGGGCCACUAUCUGUGCAACGCCUGCGGCCUGUAUCACAAGAUGAACGGGCAGAACCGCCCUCUCAUCAAGCCCAAGCGGCGGCUGUCUGCAGCCAGGCGGGCAGGGACGUCCUGCGCAAACUGCCAGACAACGACGACAACGCUGUGGCGGAGAAACGCCAACGGAGACCCGGUGUGCAACGCCUGCGGCCUCUACUUCAAGCUGCACAAUAUCAACCGACCUCUGACCAUGAAGAAGGAAGGCAUCCAGACCCGGAACAGGAAGAUGUCCAGUAAGUCCAAGAAGAGCAAAAAGUCCCAAGACAACAUGGACGACUUCCCAAGAGCCCUGAUGGACAAGAGCAGCUCGUUCAGCCCGGCCGCCCUGUCCCGCCACAUGUCCUCCUUUCCCCCCUUCUCGCACUCCAGCCACAUGCUCACCACCCCCACACCCAUGCACCCGUCCUCCAGCCUCCCCUUCGCCCCCCACCACCCUUCCAGUAUGGUGACAGCUAUGGGUUAAGGCCCCGGCGCCCCGGCUCCCCCAUCACCUCCACGCCCUUCGGUACCUCCGCUCCAGACUCUUCGGUUCGACCCAAGCGGGAUCCUUUCUCCUCGGUUCUGUCUUACUUUUCU
Messenger RNA from Poeciliopsis prolifica (blackstripe livebearer), 1936 nucleotides. It is a transcript of the gene gata3, whose product is annotated as GATA binding protein 3. Gene Ontology annotation, biological process: negative regulation of transcription by RNA polymerase II; immune system development; embryonic organ development. NCBI's taxonomy places the organism in Eukaryota, Metazoa, Chordata, Actinopteri, Cyprinodontiformes, Poeciliidae. Gene Ontology annotation, molecular function: DNA-binding transcription factor activity, RNA polymerase II-specific; zinc ion binding; RNA polymerase II cis-regulatory region sequence-specific DNA binding. Gene Ontology annotation, cellular component: nucleus. The record is from RefSeq and is a predicted model, not a curated record.